Messenger RNA from Ostrinia furnacalis (Asian corn borer), 8578 nucleotides. RefSeq names its product tudor domain containing protein (gene tud). The transcript is spliced from 15 exons. NCBI's taxonomy places the organism in Eukaryota, Metazoa, Arthropoda, Insecta, Lepidoptera, Crambidae. Bases 193 to 8037 code for a protein of 2614 amino acids. The record is from RefSeq and is a predicted model, not a curated record.
GUAAUUUUGACGAAAAAGCGGUUUUCAGGCGCCAUGUUUAUUGAAAACAAAAGAAAGCGGUAUUUUUUUUGUAAGUCUGACUGAGUGUGAUUAAAAGUUGGUACGACGUUCAACGUUCGUUUCUAAACAAGUGAUGUGAAUUAUAAGACUUCUUUUUUCUUCAUUAUUGUGCCACUUUUAUUAUUUAGAAUCAUGGCUGUGCCUACUGAAAUUCCGAGAUCCUUUCGACUUUACGUGACCCAUGUGGAUGGAGAUGGCCACUUCCUGAGGGUCAGCGGGCAGCUUGACCAACCAUCUUCGUUAAUGGUAGAAAGCCUGUUCAAAACUGCUCGCGAAAAUUUGGAGAAGGGUGUAGGUACAGUUUCUCCAGCGGCCAUUCACGAGGGCGUCAUUUGCGCCGCGAAAUACAAAGACGGUGCGUACUAUCGGGCGAAAAUAGUAAGCACUACUAAUAUUGCCACCGGAUUAGUCGGAGUAUAUUUCAUUGAUUACGGUAACAAAGAUAUUAUAUCCUUGAGUACUAUCAGAUUUCUAGACAGCUAUGACCCAAUGUUUUUGCAAUUGCGUGGCCAAGCCACAGAUUACUACUUGUCUAGGCUCAUGCACCCGUCCGGUCGAUGGGAGGAGCCACUGUUGCUAAAAUUACAAAGUCUUCUGUGUUACAACGAGUACCCUGCCACGGUGGACGCGCAAACUAGAUCGCUGCCUCUAAUCUCGAUACAGUUCAAGGGGAAUGAUUUGUCGACGCACCUUGUGUCCAACAGGCUCGGAGUGGCAUUGCCAAUAGUCAAGCAAGAAGUGCUGCUAUCGCAGAUGACAAGUGAAAACCAACAAAUACCCAACUGGCAGCCGACUUAUCCGUCUGAAUCACCUUUGUAUAUGGAACAUGUACCAUUUUUGAUUAAUCAGAAUUUUCCUUCAAAUCCAGCAUCAGCAAUGCGCUUACAACAGAAUGUUUCUUUGCCAUUCAAUGGAUCGAUACCUCCGCCAUCACUGAUUAGUCAGAGAUUGUUGGUGACAAAUAAGGCCACAAGAAACCCAGUGAACCUUCGACCUCCAAGCCGCCAGCCACAACAUGCAAGUACUGCUGCCGCUGCGGAGCCUUUAACACCGCCUCCCCCUGUAGCAUUGGCCACAGCGAAACCGGCUUCCCCUAAAAAGUCCGCAACCUACAAGAGCAGGCUGCUAGAAGCUAAUUCUCAGCAUAAAGUUUUUGUUUCAUUUGCUGAAGAAGGCCCUGAGCUAUUUGCAGUGCAGCUUGCAACCGAUGCUCAAAGGCUACAGAAUAUGAUGGAUGACAUCAACAAGAGACCACACAGCAGUCUCGCUGAGCCCCCUAUGAUUGGCACGGUUUGCUUGGGCCGUAUGUCAGGAGACAGAAUUAUUUGCAGGGCAAUCGUCAUGAAUUUGUCUGGUUCUCAGUGUAAACUCUUCUUUGUUGACUUUGGGGACACAGAGAUGGUGUCUUACUAUGACAUAUUUGAUAUCCCAGAGGAGUUUGUGAAACCCAAUGUCUUUGCCAUGAGAUUCUGCUUAUCUGGGGUCAAGAAAUUGGAAAAAGGUCCCCAUUUGAAUGAGACAUUUAAGCAGCUUGUGAAUGGAAAGGUCCUGACCUUGAGGGUGGUGGCACCAGAGGGCCCACCUUUGAUUCAGUAUGGAGAAUUGUAUUUAGACAACAAGAAUGUUUUGGAUUUGCUGAUGGCGAACAUGAAAGAUAAGCUGCAAUUUAAAUGGAUGGGAAUGCUUCCUUUGGGAACGAGGCAGUCGGUGCUAGUGUCUUAUGUGGACAGCUGUAUCAAGUUUUACGUUCAACUAUCAGACAAGAUUGAUGAGCUGAAUGCAGUUAUGGAUGCCGUCAAGGUUCAUUGUGAGAGCACCUCGUUUCCGGGAGAGCUGCCAGUGGGUGCAGCAUGCUGUGCCCGAUUCCCUGACGAUGACAACUGGUACAGAGCAAGGAUAAGAGACACCAAGGGAAGAAAAGUGAUUGUAGUUUAUGUGGACUAUGGAAAUGAGCAGGAGAUCGAGAUUUCUGAUCUGAGAACAAUCACUCCGGAUCUAAUAAAGCUUCCCGCUCAAGCCCUGAAGUGUGCAUUAAAAGGCUUUGAAAACAAACCGGUUGAGACCAAGACGUCCAACCAGCUGGAGAUGCUGGCUCUGGAGAAGACUUUGAUGGCGCAGAUCGUGGGCGUCCUGUCCAACGACACUAUGCUGGUCAGCCUGGUAGACGACACCGUCAGCCCACCGCUGGACAUUGCCAGGAAGAUGAACCAGUUGUCACAGCCUAGGAGCAACCAUGAGCCUAAAGCCACGACGCCUAUCCGAAAGGACGCACCGGAGAAUUUCAGCUCGCCCGAAGGCAGCGUACCUGAUGACAGUCGCAAGAAGAGUUUCAGAAGGGAGAAAAGCUUUAAGGAUGAUCGUAGACCGCCGAGGGAAGGCAAUGAAGACUUCGGUCAUAGGGGAGGCAGCUUCCGAGGACGGGACAAUAAGGAAGCGUUCGAUCGGUCCGGUCCGGGCCGUCACAGUGAAAAGUUUGGCGGAAGGCCAGACAGAGGCGAUAGACGCGGCUCUAAGCCUUGGGAGAACAACGCCGCGUCGAGCGCCGCGCCCGCCAACGAUGAGUGGGAAGAAACGCCUGCGCAGUCCUUCCAGCCGCCUCAGAGGCAGUUCAACAGGGACAAUAGGGACAACAGAGACCGGGACAAUAGGGACAGACGCGGCCAGAAGCCUUGGGAGAACAAAUCAUCCAAUGCGCCCGCGCCUGCUAACGAUGACUGGGAAGAAACGCCCGCGAAACCCGCCGGACCGCCCAGGCAAUUCAACAACCGGGAUAACAGAGACCGGGACAAUAGGCGCGGCCACAAGCCUUGGGAGAACAACACUGCCUCGCACGCUCCCGCGGCCGACGAAGACUGGGAAGAAACGCCUGCGAAGCCCGCCUUCCAACCGCCUAGGCAAUUCAACAGGGACAACCGAGAUCGGGACACACACAGACGCGGCCAGAAGCCUUGGGAGAACAACGUGGCUUUUAGCGCCGCCGACGACGAUUGGGACGAGACCCCCGCCAACCAAUCGCAGCCUCACAGGCAAUACAACAACAGGGACACCAGAGAUCGGGACAAUAGAAGAGACAACAGAGAAUGGGACAACAGCAAAUUCGAGCGUCGGAAACCUAGAGCGGAGCAUGAUAAGCCUGGGCCGCGGCCCGGGUGGAAAGGCAAGGACGCUGCCGGCGUGGGCAAGCGACUACGUCAGGCCGCGGAAGCCGCCUCAGCUGACGCCCAAAACGCCCGAUCCUCCGUCCAAGACAGGCUCAAACGCGCUAACAACUUCAACCAAGACCAAGGGGAUAACUCGAACGAUGACUGGGGCAACAAAAGCCGCGAGGGCAGGCCCGACCGACGCGACAACCGCGGCGAGAAACGGGACAACUGGGGCGACAAGAAGGAAAACUGGAACCGGGACGGGAAGCGGGACUUCAACAACCGAGAGAGACGGGAAAGACCGCCUCGAAGCAACUUCUCCCCCAGAGACCGCGCCGAAAGAACAGAAAAGUACGCGUCUGAUAGCGACAAGCGGUCCGAGAGAAGUUUCCGGUCCCAAGACAGCGGUAGAGAACGACCGCCGCGCAAAUUCGCACCGCAAGUGCAAUACAAGGACUUGCCUAACCCAGUGGAUCACACCACCGCAUUCUCAGACCCGACCGUCGAAAUUGGCGCGCAACACGAGGUGUCGGUCACGUGGAUUAUAUCCCCGGAGAGUUUCUAUACUCAGAUCAUGUCACUGCAACCGAAAUUCCUGGAAAUGAUGCACAUGAUUCCUGAACUGUAUAAGGGUGUGAAGUCUUACUCUGGAGUCAUCGGUGUAGGCUCCUCGGUGCUGGCCCGGUACCCUGCUGAUGGGGUAUUGUACAGAGCUACCGUAGUAUCCGUACAGCCGUUUUCAAAAUACAUAGUCCGAUACGUGGACUUCGGAAACAAGCAGCUAGUUGACGCGAAAGAUAUCUGGCAAUUAGACAGCCAGCUAAUGGAUCUGCCGAAGAUGGCAGUGCAUUGCUCGUUAGUGGGCGUUGCGCCGAAAGACGGCGAAUGGAAAGCGGACCCGGGCAUAGAUCUGUGUUUCAACGCUCCUCGAUACCAGUGCGUUUUCCAGGAGUGUGUGGAAGACCAGUACAAGGUGUCGCUUUGGAACAAUGGCGUCAGCGUGGCUGAUAUGCUGGUUGAGAAAGAGUUGGCUAUUAUGUCGGAGCACCAGUCGUCUGUCACUUUGAAAGACGAAGCAAUCGACCUGACAAUCAUCGUAGGCCAGCAAAUUCUGUGCCGAGUGACGUAUGUGGAGUCAAUCAACAAAUUCUACGUUCAACUGGACCUUGAUAAGGCAGCGCUAGUCGAGAACGCCAUCGCCAGUUUUGAUACAUCAAAACUCACCCCACUAACAGCCGAGAGCCUAGCUGAAGGCAUCCACUGCACCGUCAAGCACGACGACAAGAUCUACCGCGCCAUACUGAACGAUGUCUCCGACUCCAGCAAAAUCUCCGCGGUGUUGCCAGACUAUGGGAAUAUCAUCACCACAUCUUUGGACAAGCUAAUGAUCCUGCCGACGGAGCUAAGCGUGUACUACUACCAGUCGCUGGAAUGCUGCCUCAACAAUUACACGGAGCAGUCGGAGGUGCUUCUCUCCCUGGACGAGAUGAAGCAGAAGCUCACCAACAACAAGUUCAUUAUUUACAUCAACAAUGUUGAGGGGAUCAGCCUCGUGUCAACACUAUACGACUGCCAGACUGGCAAGAAGAUCGCCAUAAUCAACCCAGACGAAGGCGCCUACGACGAAGUGAUUCCGUUCUGCAUGCGCACAGUAUUCAACUACAACUUCGGACUCGCGUAUGUGGUCCACUCAGAGAAUCUCAACGAGAUAUACUUGCACAAGUCGGCGGAUUCUGACAAGAUCGCGCAACUGCUGGAUGAUUUGUACAAGUUUUAUGAAGAGGGUGAAGGUCAAGCCGAACCGCUGGCCACUUUCGACGUGGACACGAUAUGCGCAGCGAAGUCCACCGACGGCAACUGGUACCGCGCCACCGUCAUCAGCAACGACGACGACCAGAUCAAGGUGCAGUUCUCCGACUACGGAAACACUGAGGUUAUCCCCAAAGAAAACCUCAAGGUUCUGGAUCUCAAGUUUUACGAACCUUGCUCACUCGCCCUCGUGGCUAGUUUAGGCUUAGUCGCUUUACAGGACGAUGCUCUUGCGAAACUUACCGAAUGGACAACGGAAAAGGAAGUUCAGGUGACGCUAGCGUUCGGAAACGACGGCUGGCUGGCCAGCUUACACCUCGACGGCGUGGAUUUGGCCAUGAAGCUCGUCAACGAGAAACUGGCCACGCCGCAGAUCGCUUCCAGUGAGGAGCCCAAGGCGGAGGCGCCGGCCGACGAGCCCGCCGCCUCGCCCGAAGGCUGCACGCGCGUCUACAUCAGCCACGUCGACACGCCCGGGCACUUCUGGCUGCAAAUGGCCGAUAAGGUCGACAAAAUCGAGGAGAUCCAAGCGGAGUUGCAGGCCAACGCCGAAAGCUACCCUGACGUUGAAAACCGCGAGAUGGGCACGCUCUGUGUGGCCAAAUAUCUCGCCGACGAUCAGUGGUACCGCGCUGAAAUUCUGGACUCGGAUUCGGAUAUAACCACGGUCCGCUUUAUCGACUACGGCAACACGGACGUAUUGGACAACCAGCCCGGUCUGAUAAAAACGAUGCCCGAUCAGUUCAAGGAAAUCGAGCGAUACGCGAUCAAGUCGAGCGUGAACGCGGUCCCGACUGGCACCGGCCAGUGGUCCGAACCGGCCUCGGACUUCUUCACCCAACUCGUGGGAGAUUUCUCCACGGCCGUCGACGCUCUAAUAGUGCUCAAAGACGUCACCACAUACGUGGACAUAUUCAUCAACGGCCAGAACCUAACAGAUAAACUGGUGUCGGAGGGCUACGCGGCGCGAUCCGAGGAGACGGAAUGCGGAGGCGACCUGCCGUCGUGUUUCGCCAGUCACGUCAACUCGCCCUCCGAAUUCUGGAUUCAGCUGGAAACUGCCGCUCCCGAGUUGCAAGCGAUGGAGUCUGCCAUGGUAGACGCCGAAAAUUUCCCGGAGCUCAAGGACAAGGAGGAAGGUGUCAUUUGCGCAGCUAAAUACCCCGAAGACGGGGAGUGGUACCGAGCCCAAGUCAUCGUCGACGGAUCGGAGGGCACCGAGGUCCUGUUCAUGGACUACGGCAACGCGUCUAUCGCUAAUGAGCUGCGCAGUCUGCCCGACGAACUUAAAGUCAAACCGGCGCUAUCCAGAAAGUGUGCCCUUCAAAAACCGCGAGACAUCAAAACGUGGUCGCGUAAAUCGGAGAUUAAAUUUAACGAAUUGGCAGCUGAGGGUGCUACUAUUUUUAACGUACAGUUCAUAGCGUCCGGGGAUAUAUCUAUCGUUGAGUUAUACUUGGAAGGCAAGUCGGUCACCGAGGAACUAGUCGGGCUCUGCGAGGAGCAAACGGAACAGCCGGUGAGCGAGCGACCGACACCCGUCGGUCAAGAUCUGCAUAGUGACGGCAUCAUAUGCCACGUGAACUCAGUGGAUGAAUUCUACGUUCAACUCAAUGACACGUCAGCUGAUCUUGACAAGGUGACCGACAGUUUGGACGGUGCGGCCGAGUUUGAGGCCGCUCCCGAAUUGAAAGUUGGAGCGCUAUGCGCAGCUUUCUGGGAUGAUGACGAGCAGUGGUACCGAGCGAAAAUCCUGGAAUUCUGCGAUAGUGCAUACCACGUUCAAUUUAUCGAUUACGGUAACAAAGCUAAGUGUGAGCAAUUCCGGCAACUGCCAGAAGACUUAUCUCAGAUCGAACCAUUGGCUAAAUGCUGUCGAUUGGCUGGAAUCACUGUAGAUAGUUCCACGAGUGAAUCUGCGAAAGCUAAGCUGGAUGAAUUGGCAUCCGAUGAAACGCACACAUUCCGGAUAGAAUUUUUAGAUAGCACGAAGGAACCGAUACUUGUAAAGGUGUUCCUAGAUGGCAAAGAUGUGGCUUCUCUAAUUUCUUCAGAAACGGAAGUAGCGAAAACGGAAGCCGUUGCUCAAGUAGAAGAUACCGAAAAUGUGGCCCAAGUAGCGAAUACCGAAGUGGCCCAAGUAGCAAAAACUGAAGUGGCCCAAUUAACGGAUACGGACGUGGUCAAAGUGACGGAUACGGAAGUGGCCCAAGUAACUGAUACGGAAGUGGCCCAAGAAGUUGGGACGAAAACAGACGCUCAAGUAGUUGAAACGAAAGCCGAGGCUCAAGUUAAACAAUGUGAAAAAGUAGAAUCAACAGCCGAUACUCAAGUAGAAACAAAAGAGCCACAAAAUGAGGUAGCCGUUACCUCAACAGAGAAUACAGAACCUAAGGUUGAAGCUACAUCAACAGUAGAACCGGCAGCUAAAGAAGUUAUACAAGAAACAAGUACUGUUGUAUCGAAACAAAAUACUGAUGCUAGUGACAGUAGUGAAAAAGUAUCUGAUAAAGAAGUUAAAGAUACUGACAAUGUUGAAAUCAGUAAAAUAGAGGAGGGCGGCGGAGACGCUAAAGAAGCUGAUGACGAAUUUGCUGAUGCCGAGACUGAUUUAAAUACGUCACAGCCAGACCUCGAUGAAAGCUUAGAUAGCAACCACACUGUCAUAGAAAAUAAGUCCUUUGACGCAAAAGCCGACAAUUUGAGUGACGAUAUCGCCCUCGCCUCAGAGGAAAGCAGCAAUGACAUAACCGCUAGUCCAGAAAAAAAUACUUCUAGCGAAACUUUGGAAAAUUCUAAUGACACUAUCAAAACCCCCGAAAGAGAGGAGUCCAAGGAUUCUAUAAAUACCGAUACUGGCUACACGAGCGGUGAUCAAGACAAAUCACCCUCGAAGGGAUCGCCUGUGAAGGAAAGUCCUACGGGAAAGAAAGCAGAAUCGACUGCUGAAGUUAAGGCUGUGGACCAGACUAAAGAGGAUGUCAAAAAAGAUGAUGUAAAUAAAGCGGAGGUGACGUCUCAGUGAAUAAAUAAGUAUAUUUUUUCAUUGCGUUUAACUAGUAUUUCUUUUUUAUAUAUUUUAUUUUUGUGAGUCUAUGACACAUUAACUUAAGAUUACGAAUGAGUGUCUACUGUGUGAUCGACACUAUUUUUUAUAUGGUUUGUGACUAAUUGUGUUAAAACUACUUGAAAUUCUAAGCCAUUGUUUUCAUCCCGUCCUAGACGUUAACCAGUGAGUUACGAUUAUAUGAAUGAGUAUGGUUGGCAGUGUGAUGAUAUAAUUUCUAAUCCUUUCGACGUUUAAACGUGAUAAUUAUAAUUAUUGUCGUUAAUACUCAUUUUUACGUUUUAUAAUUGUUUUUAUGUUAAGUUCUGUUGAAAUAUUGAUUUGCGUUGUUUACGCAGAUUUUCUUUAUUUUAUAAGUUUAAAAUGUAUGUUAUGUAUCCCCUGUACGUACAUUCCUUUGGUGGAGUUUAAUGCAAAACUAUACACGAAAAUAGGUUACCUUAAUGCUUUUAUUAAAACACCUUCAACCAGUUAAAAGUAAGUGAUUCAUCCCUCUUAU